AUGCGCAGGUAUCCUCUUACCAGCCUUCUGUCUCGCAUGUCUACGUGCUGCAAGGGCUCGUGGAUACUAUGGGAAGACAGGAUCCGUUCUUGCUCCUACUCCAUCGUGUGCUCACCAUCAAGCAUUCGCAGAGAUAAAAUCCGACCUCUCAGGCUCGCCGUGAGUUGGCAGCUUCCGCGUCAUAUGCAUGAUCAAGUCUUGACCUUCGCACAAGAGGAGGAGGAGGAGCGUGUAAGGGAGAUCAAAGAGCAGCUGGCAUCCGGGGAAGCGAGCAAGCAAGAUCUCGGCAUCCGCGAACUGAUCUCUGUGCUACAACCAGACAGCAUGGAAGGGAUCCGGCCGCUGCAGCUGCAAGACCUCGACGAGGAAACGCGUGAGCUGCAUGAGAGAGCAAAGGGGAUCUGGGAGGAAGCUUUCAAAGAAGAUGUGAUGGAGGGGGAGGCGGACGAGCAGCCAGGGGAUGCCGAAGACGAGCAGAUCAUAGAGAACAUGAAGUACGGGGAUGUGAAUUUCGAGACUGCUGCCGAGCUUGUCCGCGCGCUGCGCGUGCUUGAAGCUCUGCCGAGACAGGGAGGAACGCUGAUGGACUUGACGUCAGGGAGCGGCGAGCUCACCCUAGCGACGUGCCUUCUUCACCCCUUCGAUCUGGUGAUAGGAAUCGAUGAAAACACCAUGAAAGUUGAGGAGAGCAGGAAGCGAUUGGAAAUCCUGCAGAAGUCGAUGGAGAGCAACCAAGUACGCAUCCUCGGGUUGCAAGCUUCUGUCUGUGAAUGUGCUGCACAGGUGCAGGAGGUGGCAGACAAUUUUAGCUGGGAGGUGAGCCUUGAAGAAGCAUCGAGCCUGGACGUCACCUGGGAAGAAGCGAGCCAUAUCUUCAUCGAUCUCCUCGGCAAGAGCGAGGAGGAGGUGAAGGAGCUGAGCGAGGUUGCCAUGGAGCUGAAGCAAGGGACCGUGUUGGUCUCCUUGCACCGACGUCUUCCUUCUCCCGGCCUCCACCUCCUCGACUUCCGCCUUAUUCCGCACAUCUGGGGGGACCUGCCAUGCUUCAUCAUGCAGCGGAGGGAGGACGACCGGAACCACUUGCUGCCUGCGUCGCCCAUCUCCAUCCUCCAGUCCUCGAUCGACGCGAAGUUCGAUGUGUGGAGAAGCUCAGGAGUGGUCGAUCAGCUGCAGCGGAUGGUGCAGGAGGAGCAAACUUCAGCUCAGCUACGGCGAAUGGCCGUCAUGGCUCUGUCCUACUUGGCACACAGUGAGGAGGGGCUGGAGGGUACCAACAUCGCCAACUCUGCCGCAGCCCUGAUGCUCAUCCGAGCGCUAAGCCGGCACCCGUGCAGCGCCGUGAGAGUGCUAGAGCUCGCUUCCCUCUCAUCGUUUGUACGCGCCAUGCUUGACUCUCCUAACCUCGCCAUCGCUGCUGCCGCCGCUGAUGCCAUCGGGCUGUGGUGUGCGAUCCCUCAGAUCCGGGAGCAGCAUCUCAACGCAGAGGAGGGAAUGCGGCUGACGUAG
Guillardia theta CCMP2712 is the source of this 1506-nucleotide messenger RNA. RefSeq lists its product as hypothetical. The record is from RefSeq and is a predicted model, not a curated record. Lineage: Eukaryota; Cryptophyceae; Pyrenomonadales; Geminigeraceae. The transcript is spliced from 8 exons. The coding region runs from base 1 to 1506 and encodes 501 amino acids.